AUGACUGCCGAAAGUUUUCCACCCUCCAGCGGCAAUUUAUCUAGCUUAUCCGAAGAUGAGAUUCAUCUAGCUAUGAAUAACUACGAUUUUUACAUGACGAAACCAAGUAUUCUUGAUAGAUCAUCUGGUGUAAGUCUUCCUAUCAACAGGUUUAACAAAGUACCUGUUAUUAGAGUAUAUGGUUGCUUACCCUCUGGUCACCAAGUUCUUUGUCAUAUCCAUGGGGUUUUCCCAUAUAUAUUUCUAGAGUAUGAUGGAUUGGAUUCAGAUACAUCAUCUGUGAUGAAUCAGAAAUGUGCACAACUACAUAUUAUGUUAGAAACAGGAGUUAGCCAAUAUUAUUCGAAGGAUGCCAAGUCAGGUAGCACAAGCACAGUCACAGGGAACCUCAAUCAUAUAGCAAAUGUGUCAAUUGUCAAAUGCGUUCCUUUUUAUGGGUUUCAUGUUGGAUGGUCUGCAUUUUACAAAGUUACACUCUUGAAUCCGUCCCAAGUUAACAAGGUAUCUGAUUUACUUCGGGAAGGAAAGUUACUCUCCAGGAAAGUUCCAACAUUUGAGACGCAUAUCCCAUAUCUCUUGCAGUUUUCUGCAGAUUUUAAUUUAUUUGGUUGUGACUGGAUUAAUUUUGGACAAUGUUAUUUUAGAAAUCCAGUCUUAAAUCCAGUCUUAGAUACUGAUAAUCUAAUGAUGACAGCGGAAUUAGAGACCUUUUUGAAAAUAUUUUGCAAAAAGGGGCAUAGUAUACUACAUAAAGGUGAAUUCCCACGAGUUGGAAAUGGAUUAUUAGAAAUAGAUGUACUACCACAAUUUAUUAAAAAUAUAGAUAACCUGAAUUAUAGUGAUGGACCCAGUAAUUUUCCACAACCUGGGGAGGCCGCUCUUACUUCCAUAAUCAAAUAUCACGUAUCUUCAACAAGGCGUAUGGUAAAUGACCUAAAUUCUCAAAGGAAUUUGUUUUCAUUGGAAAAAUAUAAACUCCCAAAUGUUAUCGAGAGGAAUACAAACAUCAAGGAAAGUUGGCAGUCUACCGAAGAUUACAACGAUUUUUUCAACAAAGCAAAAAAUAAAAUGAAAUUAUAUUCACAUACUCCUAGUUUUUCAAAUUUUGUUAAGAAUGACGCUAGAUUUGACAGUAUUGUUAAUUUACAUGAAUCUUUGAGUGAAUUGUGGCCAAUCAUACCGCGUUCGUUAGUUCUACAAGAAAAUAAUCCCUUACCUGAACAAGUGUUAGACACAUCUUUCAAUGACUACAAUAAUGCUGGUGAUACUGAAAGCGAAGAAGAAGAUUCAGGGGAAAUUAUUGAGCAUGUCAUAAACGGUAAUUCGAUACCCACCGAGGCGGUGAUAGGAUCUACUGACAACAAUGAUAAAAAUGAUUCAGAAAGUCUCGCUAAUCGAACAUUACCUAUUAAUCAAUCAAAUUCAUCAUGGAAGGAUAAAUUAUCCCAGUCGAUGGAUUUUGUUCUGACACAAAAUAUGGCUAAAAGAAGAAAAUUGCUCAGUCAGAAUGUCUCACAAAAAAUAAUGCCAAAAUUGGAAUCAAAAAGAUGUGGUAACGGGAUUGGAUAUGGAAAAUGUGCAUUUAGAUAUAAGGUAGCACCAUUAUGUAGUUCUAAUAUUACGGAGGAUUUGCGAGAAAAUGGUUUUCCGAUUAUUGAUUACCCAGACCUUCAUUUUGGAAACCCUAGAGACUUAGACAUAAAACCAUAUAUAUAUGCCGGAAAACGAUUUGAUAUCAAUUCAACCCAUUUAAUCGAUCGUGUUCCACUGACAUAUGAAGAUAACCCUGUAAUACUGGAUGACAUAUCCAGUGAAAAUUAUUUUGAGACUUGGAAGUAUAACAAGAAACCACCCACUUUUUCUUCAGUUAAAUCAGAAACAGAAAAAAAGAGAUAUUCGAAAAUUCAACAAUCUCAGAUAGCAAAUGUCAGUCCAUCGAACAUAUUUAUGUAUAAGUUUAAGAGCUUCUCACCAAAUAACAAAAGUAAAACGAACAGAGGAAUCCAAGAAACAUUAACCCAUUUUAGCCUUGAAAUACAUGUUAAUACAAGGGAAGACUUUAAACCAGAUCCACGUUUAGAUCCUGUCUCAGCCAUAUUUUGGAAAUUGGACGAUGAAACGUAUCCAUUUGAUUUUGACAUCGAGACAGAAGGUAUUAUGGUAGUAAAUCCGGAUGUUGAUGACCCAAAGUUCUCUCGAAAAUUCACAGAUGCAGCCGGUGAAAUACCAAUUAUGAUAUAUGAUUCAGAGUUUGAUAUGCUAGAUGCAUUAACAGAUUUAGUGAUUCUUUUUGACCCUGAUGUUCUUUCAGGUUUUGAGGUUAACUUAUCAUCCUGGGGUUACCUCAUACAAAGGUGUGAUAGAGUGCAUAAAUUUAAUUUAACUGACGAAAUAUCGAGAGUAGCAUUCAAGUGGAAACAUGACAAAUUUGAAAAGACUUCACGGUUAUAUACACAUUCAUCUGGUACGACAAUUACUGGUAGGUAUGUUUUAAAUAUAUGGAGAAUCAUUCGUGCAAACGUAGCACUAACUCAGUAUACGGUUGAAAAUUUAGCAUUUACUAUAUUGCAUGAAAGAAUUCCUCACUUUUCAUAUCAGGACCUUACUGGCAUGUGGAAUAAUAUCAAUAAUACCAACAGUAUAACUUAUCUAAAGUCAUUAUUUCAUUAUUGGAUGACGAGAACACGUAUAAAUAUAAAAUUACUACGAAAACAGGAUUUUAUCGAUAAAACCAUAGAACAAGCAAAAUUGAUUGGAAUUGAUUUCCAUUCAGUAUAUUUUCGUGGGUCUCAAUAUAAAGUUGAAUCAUUUCUUAUUCGUCUAUGCAAAUUAGAAGGUUAUGUUCUACUAUCACCAACAAAAACUGACGUUCAGAAUCAAAAAGCAUUGGAAUGUGUUCCUUUAGUAAUGGAACCCGAAUCUGCAUUUUACAAGAGUCCAAUGGUUAUUCUGGACUUCCAAUCUCUGUAUCCAACUAUUAUGAUGGCCUACAAUUAUUGCUAUUCAACAAUGUUAGGAAGAGUGAAAGAAAUGAGUGAGAAGAGUAACACGAUUGGUGUUGGUAAUGUCCCUUUGCAAAAAGGUUUACUUACAUUAUUGGAUGAUAAAGUUACAAUUGCUCCAAAUGGAAUGGUAUAUGUUAAAUCUUCCAUCAGAAAGUCCACUCUUUCUAUCAUGUUAAAGGAAAUCUUAGAUAUAAGAGUCAUGGUCAAGAAAACAAUUUCAGAGCUAGGUUCUCGUAACGAUGCACUUAAGAAGUCAUUAUCGAACAAGCAACUUGCUUUGAAAUUGUUAGCAAAUGUCACAUAUGGUUAUACAUCUGCUUCAUUUUCUGGAAGAAUGCCCUGUUCAGAUUUGGCAGAUAGCGUUGUCCAAACAGGUAGAGAGACACUCGAAAAAGCUGUUUCGAUGAUCGAAUCUAAUGAUAAAUGGGCUGCUAAAGUGGUAUACGGUGACACUGAUAGUUUAUUCAUAUAUCUCCCGGGGAGAUCUAAAAAGGAAGCAUUUGAUAUUGGACAAGAAAUCAGUAUAGCAGUAUCAAAAGCUAACCCAGAUCCUAUAUUUUUGAAGUUUGAAAAGGUUUAUUUUCCAUCAAUAUUGGUAAGUAAGAAAAGAUAUGUUGGUUAUUCGUUUGAAAGUAGGGAUCAAAAGGUGCCAAUGUUAGACUCAAAGGGCAUAGAAACUGUACGAAGAGACGGUCACCCAGCACAACAGAAAAUUGUUGAAGAGACAUUAAGAAUUUUAUUUGACACAAAGGAUUUGUCAAAAGUGAAAAAUUAUGUGCAAGAACAGUUCUCAAAAAUUUAUCAAGGAAAUAUUUCAAUACAAGAUUUCUGUUUUGCCAAAGAAGUAAAGUUAGGGAGAUACAAAAGUGAAAAUACUGCACCUGCUGGAGCAGUUGUGGCUAAAAGGAAAAUGGAGAAAGAUAAAAGAGCAGAACCUCAAUAUAAGGAAAGGGUACCGUACCUCGUUGUAAGAAGUAAACUUGGAGAAACUCUGCGUAAUAGAAGUAUUUCUCCAGAAGAAUUUAUUGCAGACGAUUCGUUGGAGCUGGACUCCGACUAUUAUAUUCUGAAGACAUUGGUUCCACCAUUGUCUAGACUUUUAAAUAUUACAGGAAUAAAUGUUUCAGAUUGGGUAACGAACUUAAAAAGAACUAGAAAAGGCUUAAGUAGUAUUAAGGACAAAAGAGUCAAAGCUUUAGGUGAAUCAAUUUUAUGUUGUAAUUGUAGAAAAAACCAUGUAUCGGAACGAUCGGCGGCAUUAUGUCAAGAAUGUUUAAGUGAUGAAAGGACAACUACUGUUAGUUUAUUAAUGGGUAAAUCGGUUACUGAGACACGUUCUGAAGAUUUAGGUCUUAUUUGUCGUGUUUGUAGUUACAGAUAUACACAUGACGCUGGUCCAAUUGGAAACGAUAUUGCACUAAAAUGUGAUUCAUAUGACUGUCCUAUAUAUUAUUCUAGGAUGAAGAAUAAAAGAUAUCUCCAAAGUAAUAACACAGAUACAAAAGACAAGGCCUUACGAUAUCUGGACAAAUGGUAG
Molecule: messenger RNA, 4542 nt
Organism: Maudiozyma saulgeensis
Lineage: Eukaryota; Fungi; Ascomycota; Saccharomycetes; Saccharomycetales; Saccharomycetaceae
Source: the annotation of a GenBank genome assembly